Messenger RNA from Dioscorea cayenensis subsp. rotundata (Guinea yam), 675 nucleotides. RefSeq lists its product as uncharacterized. The record is from RefSeq and is a predicted model, not a curated record. Bases 1 to 675 code for a protein of 224 amino acids. NCBI's taxonomy places the organism in Eukaryota, Viridiplantae, Streptophyta, Magnoliopsida, Dioscoreales, Dioscoreaceae. The transcript is spliced from 3 exons.
AUGGGUUUCCAGAGAAGCAAGAAUGAGCCAAUUGUAUACAUGCAAGUGAGCAAAAACUUAGACAUUUUGCUUCUUUGUUUGUACGUGGAUGAUAUUAUCUUCAUGGGGUCUUCAAUGGCAAUGGUGAACAAGUUCAGGGAAAGCAUGAUGAACACCUUCGAUAUGACAGAUCUAGGUUUACUCCAAUACUUUCUUGGUUUGGAAGUAACACAGAAGAAUGGAACCAUCUUUGUGAGCCAAAGGAAGUACGUAGAAGAUUUGGAUAAGAAGUUUGGCAUGAGCAAUUGCAAGCACAUGACUACACCUCUAAAUAUAAAUGAGAAGUUACAAAACAAUGAUAGUUCAGGCCUUGCAAAUGAGAAGAAGUAUCGAUCAGAUGAUGGGGGAAUACUCUGUCUUACACACACGCGACUAGACUUGAUGUUUGCUGUUGGUCCUAAGUUCAAGAUAACUAGCUACAUCGACAGUGAUUGGGGUGUCUCCAUCGAUGAUUGGAGGAGUACCACUAGUUGGGUGUUCAACUUAGGAUCCAGGGCAAUAGCUUGGGCUUUAAAGAAGCAGGAGAUAACGGCUUUGUCCAGUACUGAGGCCGAAUACAUUGCCGCCACCACCAAUGAGCAGGUGGCUGAUAUUCUCACCAAGGUGUUGAGUGCAGCAAAGCAUGAGUAUUUCUGA